AUGGAUGAAGAGGGCCACAUCAUACACAUUGAUUUUGGCUUCAUGCUCUCUAAUUCUCCUGGUGGUGUAAAUUUUGAAAGUGCACCCUUCAAACUAACCCGAGAACUUCUUGAGGUAAUGGAUUCUGAUGCUGAGGGAGUUCCAAGCGAGUUCUUUGACUAUUUUAAGGUUUUAUGCAUUCAAGGCUUCUUGACAUGUCGUAAGCAUGCAGAACGUAUUAUUCUCCUUGUUGAGAUGUUGCAGGAUUCUGGUUUCCCUUGCUUUAAAGGUGGUCCACGGACAAUACAGAACCUAAGAAAGCGAUACCAUCUAAGUUUGACAGAAGAGCAAUGUGUGUCCUUAGUGCUCUCUCUGAUCAGCAGCAGCUUAGAUGCAUGGCGGACACGGCAGUAUGAUUAUUAUCAAAGGGUUUUGAAUGGAAUAUUGUGA
Messenger RNA from Dovyalis caffra, 429 nucleotides. The record is from the annotation of a GenBank genome assembly. NCBI's taxonomy places the organism in Eukaryota, Viridiplantae, Streptophyta, Magnoliopsida, Malpighiales, Salicaceae.